AUGGCUGUGGUUUUGUUGUUAGCCCUGAUAUCCGUCUGUUGGGCGGCGUUGCCGGUGGUUGAUUUGGGCUAUGAGCUCCACCAAGCAAAUGCAUUGAACAGCUCCCAUGGGCUGUAUAACUUCAGCAACAUCCGCUUUGCGGCACCACCAGUAGGGGACCUCCGUUUUCGAGCCCCCGUCUUGCCGAAGACCAACAGGUCGCACAUCCAAGAUGGCUCGGUUGGCCGAGUGUGCCCUCAGGCGCUGCCAAUCUGGCAGGAAGAUAUUGAGCCUGGAUUCCUUUUGAGUCUGUUGACCGGAACGAAAUUCAACAUGUCGUUGGAUCUCUCUUCGUACCCGUAUAUUCCUCACCCGGUGGAUCCCCGGACCUCCGAGGACUGUUUGUUCUUAGAUGUGAUUACCCCGAAGGAGACAUUCCAUCGUGCGCAGUCCAAGAAGAAUGGAUUCACCCCCAAAAAGAAUCUGGUCCCGGUGCUGGUGUGGAUCUAUGGCGGAGGGUUUACCGAUGGCGACAAAACCCGGUACAAUCCGAUCGGACUGAUCAAGCGGAGCAUGCAACGGAAAGAGGAGAUCGUCUAUGUCGCACUCAAUUACAGACUGGGUGCAUUUGGCUGGCUAGGUGGUAGCGGCCUAACAGCCAAUGGCACAGCCAAUGCCGCGCUCCACGAUCAGCGACUCGCUCUCGACUGGGUGUAUAAGAACAUCCACCUGUUUGGCGGCGACCCCUCCCGAGUCACAGUCAUGGGCGAGUCGGCCGGUGGCGGCUCCAUCUUGCAUCAAAUCACCGCGUACGGUGGCAAGAAAGGACCGGCUCCCUUCCAACAAGCGAUCCUGCAGAGUCCCGCCUGGCUUCCCAUCGUCUCGGAUGCACAGCAAGAGCAAACCCUGCAGCAGUUCCUCCAGGCCCUCAAUGUCAGCUCCAUCGAGGAAGCGCGUCGCCUGCCGUCAGACACUUUGAUCAAGGGAAAUGCGCUUCAGAUCGCCACACAAUCCUUCUAUGGCAGCUUCGUCUUCGGGCCUGUGGUGGAUGGGACGUUCGUGCCGGCCAUGCCGGGACAGCUACUGCUGUCGGGCGACUUCGAUCAAGACCUCAAUAUCAUGGUCGGCCACAAUGCCGAUGAGGGCCUCGCAUUCACGAGCCCUAAUGCGACUCAGAGUAGCUAUCUUGCGACGAUGCUGAAGCAGAUGUUCCCAUCCAUCCAGCCCAAUGUCACUCGAUACAUCACCGAGGUCCUUUACCCGGCCAAAUAUGACGGGAAAUGGGGAUACACCAACCCGCUCGCCCGCGCCGCGCUGACGCUCUCGGAUGCAACCAUCCAGUGCAAUACGGACUACCUAAACCGGGCCUACCAGAACCAGACCUACGCCUACCAAUUCAGCAUUCCCCCCGCUCUGCAUGGCCAGGACGUCCUGUACACCUUCUUCGACAACAGCACCAGCACAGUGUCUUCGAACCUGGGAGUGACGGUCACCAACGCGACGAUCGCCUAUGCGAUGCAGGAUUGGUUCAUUAGUUUCGCGCACGGCGGACGCCCCCAAUCCUCGCUCGCCACGACCUUCGCCCAGUAUGGAACCCGAGGCCAGCUGAUGAACAUUGGGAACAACACCAUCACGCCGAUGCGGGACCUGACCAACAACCCGCGGUGUCGGUUCUGGCAGACGGUACCUUAUAAAUAA
Molecule: messenger RNA, 1677 nt
Organism: Penicillium argentinense
Lineage: Eukaryota; Fungi; Ascomycota; Eurotiomycetes; Eurotiales; Aspergillaceae
Exons: 3
Coding region: 1-1677 (558 amino acids)
Source: RefSeq, a predicted model, not a curated record